GUUUUUUCCUCUGAAAUCUCGUAUAGUCUCUUCUCGUUCGUUACCGCAUCGUCUCGUGUCGAACAACACAACCUUUCAUUUAACGACGACUUUAGCAUUAUUUUUAAAAAGAGCUGAAGAAAAAUGAGUGAUAGAGAGGUAUUUUAUAAUUUGGUCUAUUGCAUAUAUUAUUUAGUUAAGAAUUAGCAAGUAUAUCACAUAUUUCACAUAACAAGGAAGAACAACAUGGACGCGACUCGACAAGUUCACAGAUAAAGCUCGUUUUAAAAAACAGAACUGAGUUAUAUACGCCGCUUUUAUAUAUUUAUUGAAAUAACUUACUUUCUAAAAUCCAUUUUAUAAACUUGAGAGAUCCAUUGAAUGAUUUAUAAAUUUGUUUUCCUACUUUAGAGUCAAGCUUCCAGAUCAAGAUCUCGUUCGCCUGCUCAUGAGCGUGACAGAUACAGUAGGAGCCGUUCGUAUUCAAGAGGAAGAGAGAGAAGUCGUAGGCGUGACUACUAUGACAGUCGAAGAUAUUCCAGGAGCCGCUCCCGCUCCUACUCACCAUAUUCAAGGGGAUACAGACGACGAUCACCAAGAAAACCCGAAAGCGUCUAGAUGUGUAGGAGUCUUCGGACUAUCCUUAUACACUCACGAACGAGACAUUCGUCAAAUGUUUGAAAAAUAUGGAGAAAUAGAAGAUGUCCAAUUAGUAUAUGAUCGUCAAACUGGCCGUUCCAGAGGAUUUUGCUUCAUUUACUAUAAAAAUUUGGAGGACUCCAUAGAAGCAAAAGAACGAGCAGCAGGUAUGGAAUUGGAUGGGGCUCGCAUUAGAGUAGAUUUUUCAAUUACCGAACGAGCACACACACCGACACCCGUGAUCAUAGAGGAGGAUACAGGGAUUACAGAAGAUCCUAUAGGCGUACUCCGUCUCCUUACUACCGAAGAUCGAGAUAUUCGAGAUCAAGAUCUCGAAGCUAUUCACCGCGUAAGUUUAUGGGACUAA
Molecule: messenger RNA, 985 nt
Organism: Dimorphilus gyrociliatus
Lineage: Eukaryota; Metazoa; Annelida; Polychaeta; Dinophilidae
Source: the annotation of a GenBank genome assembly